Molecule: messenger RNA, 5788 nt
Organism: Phyllostomus discolor (pale spear-nosed bat)
Lineage: Eukaryota; Metazoa; Chordata; Mammalia; Chiroptera; Phyllostomidae
Gene: SBNO1
Product: strawberry notch homolog 1
Exons: 32
Coding region: 227-4408 (1393 amino acids)
Biological process (GO): regulation of DNA-templated transcription
Cellular component (GO): nucleus
Molecular function (GO): histone binding; chromatin DNA binding
Source: RefSeq, a predicted model, not a curated record
ACGUGGGCCGCGCGGCGCGCGCUGCGCCUCAUCCGUCGCCCCACCCCCUCCGCUCCUGGCGGGGCGGGGGGCCGGGGGGAGGGGCGUCAAGAUGGCGGCGGGGAGGUAGGCAGAGCCGGACGCCGCUGCCGCCGCCGCCACCGCCGCCUCCGCUCCUGUCGCCCGUGGUUCUUCAAGCUCUCGCCGCCCGGGAGAAGCUGUACCGGCGUCGCAUCCCGCGGGGAAAAUGGUGGAGCCAGGGCAGGAUUUACUGCUUGCUGCUUUGAGUGAGAGUGGAAUUAGUCCAAAUGACCUCUUCGAUAUCGAUGGUGGAGAUGCAGGGCUUGCAACUCCAACACCCCCACCUCCAGUCCACCAGUCAGUGCCACUCAGUACGUUAGAACUAGGUUUGGAGACUGAAGCGGCAGCUCCUGGUAAACGAGAACCAGAGACGGCCCCUAGCCCAGCACUGUUAAAUGUUAGGCAGCAGCCUCCAUCUACGACAACAUUUGUGCUAAAUCAGAUAAAUCAGCUUCCGACCUUGGGAUCUACCAUCGUAAUGACUAAGACACCGCCUGUGACAACGAGCAGGCAAACCAUCACUUUGACAAAGUUCAUCCAGACCACUGCAAACACGCGCCCUUCGGUCUCAGCACCAGCAGCACGGAAUGCCGUGACCCCCGCACCUCCGAAGGACCAGGUUCAGCUGAAGGACUUGCUCAAAAACAACAGUCUGAACGAACUCAUGAAACUGAAGCCACCGGCUAAUAUUGCUCAGCCCGUUGCAACAGCAGCUACUGAUGUAAGCAAUGGUACGAUAAAGAAAGAGUCUUCUAAUAAAGAAGUGGCAAGAAUAUGGAUAAAUGACAUGAAGAUGAGGAGCUUCUCCCCGACCAUGAAGGUUCCUGUUGUAAAAGAGGAAGAAGAGCCAGAGGAGGAAGAUGAAGAGGAGAUGGGUCACGCGGAAACCUAUGCCGAGUACAUGCCGAUAAAAUUAAAAAUCGGCCUACGUCACCCAGACGCUGUGGUGGAAACUAGUUCUUUGUCCAGUGUUACCCCUCCUGACGUUUGGUACAAAACGUCCAUCUCCGAAGAGACCAUCGACAACGGCUGGCUGUCCGCCCUGCAGCUCGAGGCCAUCACGUAUGCAGCCCAGCAACAUGAAACAUUCCUACCUAAUGGAGAUCGUGCUGGCUUCUUGAUAGGCGACGGUGCUGGUGUGGGGAAGGGCAGGACGAUCGCCGGCAUCAUCUACGAGAACUACCUGCUGAGCAGGAAGCGGGCGCUGUGGUUCAGUGUUUCAAAUGAUUUAAAGUACGAUGCGGAAAGAGAUCUGAGGGAUAUUGGAGCAAAAAACAUUUUGGUCCAUUCAUUAAAUAAGUUUAAGUAUGGAAAAAUUUCUUCUAAACAUAAUGGGAGUGUGAAAAAGGGUGUUAUUUUUGCUACUUACUCUUCCCUCAUCGGUGAAAGCCAGUCCGGCGGGAAAUACAAAACAAGGUUAAAACAGCUUCUGCACUGGUGCGGUGAUGACUUUGACGGCGUGAUAGUGUUUGAUGAAUGUCAUAAAGCAAAAAACUUGUGUCCUGUUGGUUCUUCAAAGCCAACCAAGACAGGCCUAGCUGUUCUAGAGCUUCAGAACAAACUGCCAAAAGCCAGAGUUGUCUAUGCUAGUGCCACUGGUGCUUCUGAGCCACGAAACAUGGCCUACAUGAACCGCCUCGGCAUAUGGGGCGAAGGGACUCCGUUCAGAGAGUUCAGCGAUUUCAUCCAGGCGGUGGAGCGGAGAGGUGUCGGUGCCAUGGAAAUAGUUGCUAUGGAUAUGAAGCUUAGAGGAAUGUAUAUUGCUCGACAGCUGAGCUUUACUGGAGUAACCUUCAAAAUUGAGGAAGUUCUUCUCUCUCAGAGCUAUGUAAAAAUGUAUAACAAAGCAGUCAAGCUGUGGGUGGUCGCCAGGGAGCGGUUCCAGCAGGCGGCGGACCUGAUCGACGCUGAGCAGCGCAUGAAGAAGUCCAUGUGGGGGCAGUUCUGGUCGGCGCACCAGCGCUUCUUCAAGUACCUGUGCAUAGCGUCCAAGGUGAAGCGGGUCGUGCAGCUGGCUCGCGAGGAGAUCAAGAACGGGAAGUGCGUGGUCAUCGGCCUGCAGUCGACAGGAGAAGCCAGGACCCUAGAGGCCUUGGAAGAGGGUGGCGGGGAGCUGAAUGACUUCGUUUCAACUGCCAAAGGGGUGCUGCAGUCGCUCAUCGAGAAGCACUUCCCCGCCCCGGACAGGAAGAAGCUCUACAGUCUGCUGGGGAUCGACCUCACGGCGCCGAGCAACAGCAGCUCGCCGCGAGAUAGUCCUUGUAAAGAAAAGAAAAUAAAGAAGCGCAAAGGUGAGGAGACGCCGCGAGAAGCCAAGAAGGCGCGGAGAGCGGGCGGCCUGACUGGGAGCAGCUCCGACGACAGCGCGAGCGAGUCCGACGCCUCCGACCGCGAGGAGAGUGACUACGAGAGCUCCAAAAACAUGAGCUCGGGGGACGACGACGACUUCAACCCCUUCCGGGACGAGUCCAGUGAGGACGACGAGGACGAUCCUUGGUUAAUCAGAAAAGACCACAAGAAAAACAAAGACAAAAAAAGAAAGAAGAGCAUAGAUCCAGAUUCCAUUCAAAGUGCCUUACUAGCAUCAGGUCUUGGCUCUAAGCGACCCAGUUUCUCGUCCACACCGGUGAUCUCGCCUGCUCCCAACAGCGCGCCAGCUAACAGUAACACCAACAGUAACAACAGCCUCGUAACAAGUCAGGAUGCCGUGGAAAGGGCCCAGCAGAUGAAGAAGGACCUACUCGACAAACUAGAAAAAUUAGCCGAGGACCUGCCCCCCAACACCCUGGAUGAACUUAUUGACGAACUGGGCGGCCCCGAGAACGUUGCUGAGAUGACUGGCCGCAAGGGGAGGGUCGUGAGCAACGAUGACGGAAGCAUUUCCUACGAGUCAAGAUCUGAACUUGAUGUCCCUGUGGAAAUACUAAAUAUCACGGAGAAACAAAGGUUUAUGGAUGGAGAUAAGAACAUUGCCAUCAUAUCAGAAGCUGCCAGCUCAGGCAUCUCGCUGCAAGCGGACCGGAGGGCCAAAAACCAAAGGCGAAGGGUCCACAUGACGCUGGAGCUGCCCUGGAGCGCCGACAGGGCGAUCCAGCAGUUCGGACGAACUCACAGAUCAAACCAAGUCACUGCGCCCGAAUAUGUCUUUCUGAUUUCUGAACUGGCAGGAGAACAAAGAUUCGCAUCUAUUGUUGCUAAAAGACUUGAGAGUUUGGGGGCACUCACUCACGGCGACCGGAGAGCGACAGAGUCCAGAGACCUGAGCAGGUUCAACUUCGAUAAUAAGUAUGGAAGAAAUGCAUUAGAAAUUGUCAUGAAAUCCAUUGUAAACCUAGAUUCUCCUAUGGUAUCACCACCUCCAGACUACCCUGGAGAAUUCUUUAAAGAUGUCCGACAGGGACUGAUAGGAGUCGGCCUGAUCAAUGUGGAGGACCGCUCGGGAAUCCUCACUCUGGAUAAAGAUUACAACAACAUCGGGAAAUUCUUAAACAGGAUCUUGGGCAUGGAGGUGCAUCAGCAGAACGCGCUCUUCCAGUACUUUGCAGACACGCUCACCGCCGUCGUGCAGAAUGCCAAAAAAAACGGAAGAUACGACAUGGGGAUCUUAGAUCUUGGCUCUGGAGAUGAGAAAGUGAGGAAAAGUGACGUUAAGAAGUUUCUCACUCCGGGAUACUCGACGUCUGGUCACGUGGAGCUGUACACAAUUAGCGUGGAGAGGGGAAUGUCCUGGGAGGAGGCCACCAGGAUCUGGGCCGAGCUGACAGGACCAGACGACGGCUUCUACUUGUCCCUGCAGAUAAGGAACAACAAGAAAACCGCCAUCUUGGUUAAAGAAGUGAACCCCAAAAAGAAGCUCUUCUUAGUUUACAGACCAAAUACUGGGAAACAGCUGAAAUUAGAGAUUUAUGCUGAUCUAAAGAAGAAAUAUAAGAAGGUGGUCUCGGACGACGCCCUGGUUCACUGGCUAGACCAGUACAAUUCAUCUGCAGACACUUGCACUCAUGCUUAUUGGCGUGGCAACUGCAAAAAAGCGAGCCUGGGGCUAGUGUGUGAGAUAGGCCUCCGCUGCCGCACCUACUACGUGCUGUGCGGCUCGGUGCUGAGCGUGUGGACGAAAGUCGAGGGCGUGCUCGCGUCCGUCAGCGGCACGAACGUGAAGAUGCAGAUAGUCCGGCUGAGGACGGAGGACGGACAGCGGAUCGUAGGUUUGAUCAUCCCUGCAAACUGUGUGGCUCCUCUCGUCAACCUCCUCUCCACCUCAGACCAGUCGCAGCAGCUCGCGGUCCAGCAGAAGCAGCUCUGGCAGCAGCGCCACCCCCAGAGCAUCGCCAGCUUGAGCAGCACUUAAGAACAGACAGGUCUCCACAUGGAUGUAUCUGAAGUGCUGUCGAAGCAUAUCAUUUGCAUAAAAAUCAGGGACAGUUUCCAAAGAAUUAUAAUUUUUUUCAGUUGUGCUCUCUCUAGUUAAAUUUUUUGGGAAGGAGGACAGACCUGGAAUACACGGCAGGACUGAACCCCGCCGGCGCCGGCGGUGGCACAUGUGUCUUUCCUUCGCUUUGCCUGUGGCACUUCCCGCACACUCGUCUGUGGGGGAGCAGCGGGGAGGGGGGGUGCGCGUGCGUGUGUCCGUCCGUCUGUCUGUCUGUGCGUCUGGUGAUGGCUGCGAACCACGGUUGGCGUAAAAAACGCUUGGAACUUCCCCAACUGGCUUUACUUAACGUCCCACAGUGCUCAGGGUCAGUGCAGGGCGCCCCCGCCGUUGCCGGGGCGCGUCCCCCCGGGUGCACGCGUCCGGGUCUGUGAGUGCAGAGAACACGUAUCGGUUCCUUUUCCCCGCUUACUGAACACUAGGUCAUUACAGCAUGCGAUGAAAGGUUGCACACCGCGCAUUCAGGUUCUUUUCCAGUUUCUGUUCUGACAGUGCAUGUUUCCAAGAGCAUGCGUAAACAAGACUUAACACAGAUGUGACGUGCCGGAGAGAAACAUUCGUAGGUGUAGAGCAUCGGUCACUGCAUUUUUAUAACGUUUAUACCUGGGUAUUGCUUCUACCCUGUGACCCCGCCCCCCGCCCCCCAUUCUCCCCGCCCCAGGUUUCUUGUUAAGGUGAUAAGUACAAACUUUUUUUUGUGAUAAAACUCUUAAAAGUUCAUUUUAAUGUGUUAAUAGUAUUCCUAAUGAGUGCUGCAGAAAUGGCUACAAGCCUGCUUUUCUCAAAGUUCCAUUUUCCUUAACUUAAGGUAGUUUUAGAAAGGAGGACAACUUGGCUUCCAUCUCGCAAACCAUCUUUUUUUUACUUCGUAUCUUAAUUUGUUGGCCACUCACGAAAAGGAAACCUUACUUGAGCUGUAAAGUAGACGAGGAGACACUUGAGGCUUCUGCUGUAUGUUUAUUUCUUGUUAUUGUUACCCAGUAACUUGAAUAUUGUUUAAUGUGUUGUAAGACAUUGUAGAGUUUAUCUCAAGCUGUUAAAAAUGGUAAUGUACAAAUGUGAAUAGACACUUAUCUAUAAUAUGGGUAAGUUUCGUUUCGCCUAUAAUAGAUGUUUUAUAAACAAGUGAGGGGACAAUUGGUCUUUUUGUUUCCUUUUUUUUUUUUCUUUUUCUUUUCUUUUUUUUUUUUUUUUUUUUGCACAGGUUGCACUAUUGAAAAAUUGAGAUUGUACAAACCUGGCCGAGAGCUGCAAGAUACCACCAUCUUGUGGAUGUUAAAUAAAAAGUUACCACCCUAA